UACGAAGUGUCAAAACUCAAAAGCUAACCUCAAACGUGUGGUAUCCUUCGGUCCAAACCAAAAGACUAGGUGGUUGUUGCUUCACAGUUCACACUCUCAGCUCUCAAUUCACCACCACCACCAUAACCAUCCAAGAUGUUCGCCAAAUGUAGAAGAAGCCACCCCACACUCCCCCAGAUUAACCGGAUCUCUGUUCUCUCCAGUUUCAGCAAAACUCCAACUCCCCAAAACCAUGUCUCUGACUCUUAAGCUUCACGUCACCACCACCACAUCCCACCUCAGCCUCAACACCACCUCAUUUCAACGACCCAUCACCACGUUAAGAACCACCAAACCCAUCUACCACUCCAACCCUUUAUCGAGUCUCGUGUACAGACACAAACCCACAACCACAAUGCCUCAUGGUUCUGGUUCUGGUUCUGCUUCAUUAACCAUCAAGAGCUCACUGAUCGACCCCGACGGUGGGACCAUCGUCGACCUGGUAGUCCCGGAAAGCGAGAGGAGGAGCAAGGCAGCAGAGGCGGAGGCGCUGCCGAAGGUGAAGCUGACGCGGAUUGAUGUGGAGUGGGUGCAUGUGAUCAGCGAGGGAUGGGCGAGCCCUUUGAGAGGGUUCAUGAGGGAGGAGGAGUACUUGCAGAGCUUGCAUUUCAAUUCGUUGAGAGUGAAAGACGGGUCUGUUGUUAACAUGUCGCUUCCGAUAGUGUUGGCUAUUGAUGAUGAGACUAAGGAGAGGAUCGGGAAGGAGACGAAUGUGGGGUUGGUUGGACCUAACGGAGAUUUGAUUGGGAUGUUAAGGAGCAUUGAGAUAUACAAGCAUAACAAAGAAGAAAGGAUUGCUAGGACUUGGGGGACAACUGCUCCAGGAUUGCCGUAUGUUGAGAAGGCAAUCACUCCAGCUGGGAACUGGCUUAUUGGUGGAGAUUUGGAAGUACUAGAUCGUAUCAAAUACAAUGAUGGGCUCGAUAACUAUAGACUCUCUCCUAAACAACUCCGAAAUGAAUUUGAUAGGCGCCAGGCUGAUGCAGUUUUUGCGUUUCAGUUGAGAAAUCCUGUACAUAAUGGGCAUGCUCUAUUGAUGAAUGAUACACGCCGACGACUAUUGGAAAUGGGUUACAAGAAUCCAAUUCUAUUGCUUCAUCCUUUAGGAGGUUUCACAAAGAAGGAUGAUGUGCCCUUGGAUGUUCGAAUGGAGCAACAUAGCAAGGUACUAGAGGAUGGAGUUCUCGACCCCGAAACUACCAUUGUGGGCAUAUUCCCAUCACCUAUGCACUAUGCAGGUCCAACUGAGGUACAAUGGCAUGCAAAAGCACGCAUAAAUGCAGGUGCAAAUUUUUACAUUGUGGGGCGUGAUCCUGCUGGUAUGGGACACCCAACAGAGAAGAGGGACUUGUAUGACCCUGAUCAUGGGAAAAAGGUUUUGAGCAUGGCACCUGGCCUUGAAAAGCUCAAUAUUUUGCCAUUCAGGGUGGCUGCUUAUGACACUGUGGAAAAGAAGAUGGCAUUUUUUGAUCCUUCACGUGCAAAAGACUUCCUCUUCAUCUCUGGAACCAAGAUGCGGAAUUAUGCGAAGACUGGCGAAAACCCUCCUGAUGGUUUUAUGUGUCCCGGAGGAUGGCAGGUUCUAGUGAACUACUAUGAGAGCUUGCAAACGGAAGAGUCAUCACUGCAACAAGCUGUAAAAUGUUAGGGUCAUUACGUUGUUGCAGGGAAAAGCUUAGUCACUCGGCAGAUUAUAACCGAUCCAGCACAGGGGUCUUUGUUUUUCAAUUUAGUAACCGCAUCAUAUCUGCUGAUGCUUGUAAAAUGUUGAUUCUUUUUUGUCAUCCUAUUUUUUAUGAGGUUAU
Fragaria vesca subsp. vesca is the source of this 1844-nucleotide messenger RNA. Its product is annotated as ATP sulfurylase 2-like. Gene Ontology annotation, molecular function: adenylylsulfate kinase activity; sulfate adenylyltransferase (ATP) activity. NCBI's taxonomy places the organism in Eukaryota, Viridiplantae, Streptophyta, Magnoliopsida, Rosales, Rosaceae. The transcript has 5 exons. The record is from RefSeq and is a predicted model, not a curated record. The coding region runs from base 233 to 1687 and encodes 484 amino acids. Gene Ontology annotation, biological process: sulfate assimilation.